This is a messenger RNA of Mizuhopecten yessoensis (Yesso scallop), 1248 nucleotides long. RefSeq names its product ganglioside GM2 activator-like. Bases 433 to 984 code for a protein of 183 amino acids. Lineage: Eukaryota; Metazoa; Mollusca; Bivalvia; Pectinida; Pectinidae. Gene Ontology annotation, molecular function: enzyme activator activity; lipid carrier activity. Gene Ontology annotation, cellular component: cytoplasmic side of plasma membrane. The transcript is spliced from 7 exons. The record is from RefSeq and is a predicted model, not a curated record. Gene Ontology annotation, biological process: ganglioside catabolic process; lipid transport.
GUCACAUCUUAUGUAUUGUGACGUCAUAUGGCAUUUUCGUCACAGGGUGGCGAAUUUGGGUGCAUGGCGAAUUUGCCUGUACUAACGUUACAUCUACAUGUAGUGGUGGUGUUUCCGGUAGACCACACAGAAUCAUAAUCAUUCAUGGGAUCGUUUGCAUCCCAUACCAGAUAAAGCGAAACAAAGCCGCUGACAAGGAAGGGCAACAAGAUGCUGUAAACAAAACCACGAGUACUUACGACAACAGGAACACUUAUAAGUGCUUCCAGAAUGCGAACACUGAAAAUAUUUGGGAAAUGAAAAAAUGGGAUAGACAGGAGACGAGUAUAAAUGCGGGUAGUUUAUAACCAACCGAUAUCAGACUCUGCUGGACUCUGUAAGAGAUUUUGAAUUUAUUGCCUUACACACGAGAAGCAAUACAAGAAUACGAAGAUGUUUCCUUCAGUAUUUACCACAGCUCCAGUCCUUGUUAUGAUAUAUGUGCUGUGCCCAGUGUCCGCAUUCUACGUCAACGACUGCAUGCCUGAUGGUCAAUACAACUCUGACAAUGUCCUACAUGUCAGCGAUGCCAGGAUAGGCUCCACAUAUGUCGUCGCCCCAGGCAACUUGCGGGUGACAGUGGACUUUGAGAUUCUGCAAAAUGUUGACAGUGAGCUGGAACUAUCUGUGGUUGUCAAGAAGAAGGUGUGGUUCUUUUGGGCAACAGGCCACCGGAGUACUCACAGUUUGUGCGAUGUGCUGGACACGGCAUUCCUGCAAGAGAACGGGACAACUACCUGCCCAACCCAACUGUCGAAUGCUGGCAUACCCUGUCGCUGCCCCUUCACCCGAGGUCGCUACACUCUUCCAUGGACUUCCUUCGAGGUCAUCAAGCCUGAUGAUGUUCCCUAUGGAAACUACUGGGCCGAGGCACGUUUAACGGACCCGUACACAGGGGAGUUGAAGGCCUGCCACUCCAUGGGAUUCUACUUAUCAAGCUACUGAAUUAGCUUUACAGUUACAAAAGCAAAGAAGUUCUUUUCAAUGUCCAAAAGUUAAUAAUUUUACACAAUUUACAGGAUCACUCAAUAAAAUAGAUGCGUAUCUUCAAUUUGUUGAAAACAUAAAGGACAACUUAAAAAACCAAAUGAUGAGAUGCAACCUAAAACGGAACUUGCGUUUCUUUUUCGGGUCUGUACAUUUUUAAGUUGAAACCUAUAUACAUUAUUCUUGAUUGUACACUUGGUAAUUCAUGGUCUAUAUUUCAAA